AACAAAAUGGUGGUACAACGUGUUAUGAAAAUAAAACGUAAUAUUGAUUGAUACGAUUUGUUUGCAAAAAUACAUUUUGAGAGACACCUUAUUUUGAUUUGACAAUGGGUUCAAAAAAGCAUAAGAAAGAAUCUAAAAAGAAGAAGCACAGGAGUAGGUCCCGCUCGCCUUUAGACAACGAGGAACGUGAGAGGAAAAGGCACAAGAAACACAAGGAUCGUAAGAAGGACCGCUCUCCAGACGUUGAGGAGGUACCCGUGGAUUCUCAUCUACAGAAGACAGACAAUGGUGUAGAGAGAGUAGUGGAGCGCAGCAGCUCCAGCUCUGAGCCAGAGCGGGAGAAAGAACGUGAACGGGAGCGGGAUCGCCGCCUGCGCGCACACAGGGAGGAUGGGGAGGGACACAGCUAUGAGCGCGAUGUCGAGCGCGAGCGUACACGCGACCGUGAGCGCGAGGUGGAGCGCGAGCGCCCGCGGGAGCGAGAGCGGGAGCGGGCACAUGAGCGGGAGCGGGUUCAUGAGCGCGAAAAGCCACAGGAGCGAGCGCGGGAUAAGUCCCCGGAGAACGCGGCCGGCGGCGGGGCGCAGGAGAGCCUCUCCAUCGAGGAGACCAACCGCCUGCGCGCUAAAUUGGGCCUGAAGCCGCUUGAAGUCAACGAGCCACCUGCUGAGGACGGCAAGAUAAAGGACGACCUCGGCGAGUUCUACCACAAGCCGGCGGCGAACAUCGCGCAGCAGAAGAAGUCCGAAAAGAUCCGCGAGCGGCUCGAGCAGCGCAAAGAGAAGAGGAAGAUUGAACAGAAGUUACAAAUUACAACUCUCGGCGAAGGAUCAGACGAUGAGGACGCGUCGGCCUGGGUGCAGAAGUCUCGGGAAAUUCAGAAGCAAAAACAAGAAGCUGCCAAGAGGGCGGCCUUGCUGGACGAGAUGGACGCGGUGUUCGGCGUGUCGGCGCUGCUGGACGAAGGGGGCCGCCCGCGCCGCUACGACGCCGCCGCGCUGCGCGGGCUGCGCGUCGCGCACGACAUCCACGCCAUCGCGGACGAACGCGAGACGAUCCUGACGCUGGCUGACAAGCCGGUGCUGGCCGAGGACGACGAGGAUGUACUCGUCAACGUGAACAUCGUCGACGACGAGAAGUAUAAGAAGAACUUAGAGGAGCGCAAGAAGGCGCGCGCCGGCUACCAGGCGUACGACGACGAGGCGGAGCUGGAGGCGGCGGCGCUGGGCAUGCGCAGGCCCGUGCUGGCCAAGUACGACGACGAGCUGCGCCGCGGCACGGACGACAAGAGCCGCGGCUUCCUCAUCGGAGACGACGACGCCCUCGAUGCCCAGAGGUUCCGCGAUAUCAUGAGACAAGAGCGCCUCCAGGGCGGGCCCGACAAGCGGCUAGAGUCGCUGCGCAUGCCGGAGCUGCGCGUCGCCUCCGAGUACCUCGACGAGCGCGAGAUCGAGACCAAGUUCAAGAAGCCCAAGAAGAAGGGUAAAAUGCGUAAGAAAGCCAAAGAGGAGCCUAUCGACGUGGACGACUACGACGCGGGCACUGGCCCGCUGCUCACUGACGACACAGACGUGAAGCCGAGCUCGCUGGCGGCGCCGCUGGCUGUGGACGAGGAGGAGGUGGAGCCCGACAGCGAGCUGCAGGCGGCGCUGGCCCGCGCCAGGCGCCUGCGGCAGGCCGAGCGCGCCGCGCACGUGCCCAAGGUGGAAGACAUCCUGGAGCGCGUGAAAGAGGAGCCGGGCGCCGCGGAGGAGCCCGACACGGGCGACGGCAUGGUGCUGGACGCCACGGCCGAGUUCUGCCGCACGCUGGGGGACAUCCCCACCUACGGGCUGGCCGGGAACAGGCACCACCACGCAGAGAUACUUGAUUUCGAGCAAGAAAUGGAGACAGAGGAGCCUGAGAGUGAGAGUAACGCUGGCGCGUGGAGCCGCGUCGAUGUGGGCAGUGAGAAGCCGCCGGAUCUCACCGCCGGCAGCAGCGUGGGGCUGGAGGCGGAGCCGGCGCUGGGCGCGGGCGUGGCGGGCGCGCUGCAGCUGGCGCUCAGCAAGGGCUACCUGGAGAAGGCCGGCGCCGCGCCCGCGCCGCGCCACGUGCUCAACCACCUGCUCACCGCGCGGCACUACUCCAUCGAGGACAAGACCGCCGCCGGCGAGGACGACAAGUACGGGCGGCGCGAGCGCGGCGGGCACUCGGGCCCGCUGGUGGAGUUCCGCGAGAAGGCGUCGUUCCGGCCCAACAUCAAGCUGGAGUACGUGGACGACGACGGCCGCCCGCUCUGCCCCAAGGAGGCCUUCCGCUACCUCUCGCACAAGUUCCACGGCAAGGGCCCCGGCAAGAACAAGCAGGAGAAGCGCAUCAAGAAGGCCGUGCAGGAAGGGCUAAUGAAGAAGAUGAGUUCAACGGACACGCCGCUGGGGACACUGCAGAUGUUGCAGGAGAAGCAGCGGGAGACACACUCGCCAUACAUCGUGCUCAGCGGCACCAAGCGCGAGCCCAACACAUAGACACACGUAGGCACGAGCUGGUGCCCGCUGCUGACGCCGCCUCUGACGCCAGCACUGCUCGGCUAUCAUCUUGUGACAUUAACAGGGUGAACCAUCUCCUAACAAACAACUAUCAGAAAAUGACGUCUCCUAGGAAGACGCGGUUACUUCUUAUAGCACGCAUAGCCGUGCUAUUCUUAAUACGAAACUAACGGUGUUCCUUGCUAUGGUUUCUACCAUGAAACAACUUGUUCUCUCAACACUACACCGCAAAGUUUCGUAUCAAAGUAAGCUGAAACUGAUGUGUAUUAAUAACAGUCGUGAUAACUUAGUUCGGGCUUUUAGAAAUACCUUCGACAUGAAGCGUUUUCUGUUACAAGCACAAUAUAACCGUAUUUUAGCCAUCCUGUGUCUAGAGACUUCUAAACAAACGCCUGUAAUGCUAUUACGAGCGAUAUACUGUAAGAGAAACAUAAUAUAGUCAGUAGAAAGUUUAGACGCGUGUUCAGAUGCUACAAUAAGUGUAAUUUCUCUUUCAAGUGCACUUUGAAACCGUUUCUUUUCCAAACGAGAGUGAUACGGAAAUAUUAAUUGUACAACAUUGCAAUAAUACCCAUUCCUAGGAUAUCUUUUAUUAAUAAAUAAAAUUAUCGUAGAAUA
Molecule: messenger RNA, 3146 nt
Organism: Pectinophora gossypiella (pink bollworm)
Lineage: Eukaryota; Metazoa; Arthropoda; Insecta; Lepidoptera; Gelechiidae
Product: U4/U6.U5 tri-snRNP-associated protein 1
Exons: 16
Coding region: 105-2507 (800 amino acids)
Biological process (GO): maturation of 5S rRNA; mRNA cis splicing, via spliceosome
Cellular component (GO): U4/U6 x U5 tri-snRNP complex
Source: RefSeq, a predicted model, not a curated record